AUGCCAACGGACAACGAGAUCAAGCUUCUCUACUUUGCAUCAAUUGGCGACGUGGCUCAAGUCCAAUAUUAUCUCAACCUACGCGUCAACGUCAACUGCACAGACCACAAUCUUCGGACGCCAUUACACUCCGCUGCUUCUGGAGGUCACGUGGAUGUCGUUCGCCUCUUGCUUGGAAAAGGCGCCAAGUUGGAAGCACUUGAUAAGGACGGGUUGACGCCACUGUACUACGCUGCUUCCAAUGGUAAAUUGGACGUCGUUCGCCUUUUGCUCGACAAAGGCGCCAAUGUGGAAGCGUGCGCCAAGGAUGGUCGAACGUCAUUGCACAACGCUGCUUCCAAGGGUCAAGUAGACUUUGUCUACUUCUUGCUUGAAAAAGGCGCGAACGUGGAGGCGUGUGACAAGAGUGACUCGACGCCAUUGCACGUAGCUGCUCCCAAGGGUCAUUUGGACGUCGUCCGCCUCCUGCUUGAGAAAGGCGCCAAGUUGGAAGCGUGCGACAAGAAAGGGUUGACGCCACUGUACUACGCUGCUUCUUAUGGGCAUUUGGAGAUCGUCCGCCUCUUGCUCGACAAAGGCGCCAAGUUGGAAGUGUCCGAUUCGGAUGGUCGAACGUCAUUGCUCAACGCUGCUUCCAAGGGUCAAGUGGAGAUCGUCCGCCUCCUGCUUGCAAAAGGCGCCAAUGCGGAAGCGUGCGACAAGAAUGGGUUGACGUCAUUGCACCAAGCUGCUUCCGAAGGUCAUUUGGACAUCGUUCGCCUCUUGCUCGACAAAGGCGCCAAGUUGGAAGCCUCCGAUUCGGCGUGUGCAACACCACUGCACCGUGCCGUUCAAGGCAACAAGUUGGAAAUUGUCAAUCUCCUCUUGGAAAAAGGCGCCAAAAUCGACGCCAAAACAACGUACCUCUUUGACGCAUUGCGCAACAAGCGUCUUCCUGACGCCGCGCGCAUUCUCAAGGACAACUUUAUCCACGUCAAUCUCCGUGACAGCUCGGAGACGCCGUUGCUGCACAGGGUCGUGAUAUCGCAGGAUCUAUCGCUACUUGAAAAGCUGCUUCAAAACCCAGACCUCGACAUCGAUGCCACCGACCCGACGAGCUGCACGGCCCUCGCAGUCGCGAUCACCACUGGCAACGUAAAGGCAGCCCUCGCGCUGCUCCAAGCGGGCGCAUCCGUCGAUUUUGUUGACAAGAAAGGCGAGACGGCGUGGCAUGUGGCGGCUGCGAAGGGGUACACGUCCAUCCUCACAAUGCUCCAACAAGUGACCACGGACGAGAUCGCCAUCGACAUCGCCAACCUCAAUGGGGAAUCACCCCUUUUUGUCGCUGCGACCGGUGGCCACGCCGAUGUUGUCCAAUGUCUCCUUCAUGGCCAUGCCAACCCCCGUGUCAUUUCCCACGAUGGAUCGGCGCUGCUGCACGCGGCCGCAAUGGGUGGUAGCAUGAGCGUCCUCCAUCAAAUCGUCCAGUGUGGCGUCAGCAUCGAAGCGUGUGAUGCGAUGGGGCAGACACCACUCCACAUCGCGGCGAAGAAGGCCCACGACAGUGUGGUCAAGUAUCUCUUGGACGACGACGCCAAUGUCUUUACCAAAGACAAGACCGGCAAGACGCCGUUGAUGUUAGCGACCCACCCCCUCGUCAUCAACACCCUGCUACAGGCAGAAAAGUCGACCAAGCAAAAGGUCCCUGAGCUCUCCGAGACCAUGCUAGACAUCAUCAUCGCGCGUGUCUGCGACUCGGAGGCGACGCUACGCAAACUCGUCCAGCGGGUUUGCGACCGCCUCGACGUCGGUCACGCCUCGGUGGAUCGACCCAAGGGCACACACAGCGCCAACGUGCGUGUCCAAGCUGUAUGCAAGAAUGACGCUAGCCACGAGCUGCUGGCCGACGAGUGUCAAUUCAACACUGCGAACGAGGCGGGCGACGCACCUCUGCAUCUCGCUGUUCAAGCCAACGAUCACAAGAAAUUGGCGGCGCUCUUGCGAUCGCCCGGCAUCAACGUCGACGUCCGCAAUGCGGCGGACGUGACGCCGGUGACUCUAGCCAUGCAAAUGGGCCACCGACGCCUUGCCGCGAUGCUUCAGACAGCCGCGCACCGUGUCAUCCCCAGCGUGCCAGCGACGGACAUCGAGAUGGACAAAUCUAGUCCAAUCUAUGGUGCGGUGUACAAGGGCACGUACAAGGGCCGUGUCGCCGCCAUCAAAACGCCUGUCGACGAAUCCUCCGCCCAAGCAAUCAUCCAUGAGAUGGGGACCAUGCAGCAGUGCAACUCGCCGUACGUGCAGCAGCUGCUCGCCGUCUCAAAUGUCAACACAUCGAGUCCCAAGCUUAUUCUCGAGUACAUGGACAGCGGUGAUUUGCGCAGCUACCUCGACCCCAAGCGACUUGGUCAACCCACCAAGGUCGACGUCUCACCACUGCAAGUCGCGUGGGUGCUGGCGAAUGCGCUCGCUGAUUUGCACCACAACGGCGUCUUCCACCACGACCUCGAGAGCUACAACGUCCUCCUCUCCUCGACAAGCUACAUUAAAGUCGCAAACCUCGGUUCUGGCCUCGAGUCGGACGCAACGACGGGCAAGAGCACACCGUACUGGACAGCGCCCGAAGUGCUUGCGUCGACGAGCAACUACAGCUUUGCGUCCGACAUUUACUCGUUUGGCGUCAUUUUGACCGAGCUGGAGACGCUUCAACUACCGUACUACGAUGCCAAGGGCCUUGGGUACUGGGGUAUCAUCGACGGCGUGCGUCUCGGCAACCUCCGUCCGACAGUAAGCGUCAACUGUCCGCCUUGGCUGCGAGCUCUCGCCGACGCCUGCAUGUCCUUUGACCCGACGCAGCGUCCGUCGGCACUGAUGAUUGUCGAGUCGCUUCAAAAGCUGCUCGGCCGCAGCGAAGAGGAGCUUUCAGCACUUCUCGUGCAGGGGCCAACGACCAAGUUAGCCGAGCCGCGUGCUGUGAGUAGCCCAGGGUCCAUCAUGUCGGACAAGAGCCCAGAGCCUUCGAUCGAGCCACUGACGAGCGUAAUGUCUAUCGACACCAAUGAAGAGGCGGCUGUCGUCGCGCCCGCGUCCUCCAUUGCACCUCUCGCAUCCCUGAGCACGGCGACGCAGUCGUCCCCUCGACGCUCGUGAGCACGCAAUUCAUGUGCCAGCUCUGUUGCACAUUCAACUCGCUUCUCCAGACGCACUGUGAGUCGUGUACCGAAGAGCUCGCUUCCGCUCCGGCCAAGCUCCAAGUCCUUUUGAAGCGCAUGGCCGUUGCCAAGAAGGAAGGAUGGGAGAUCUACGAAGGUCUCGUCUGCGUCUGCUGCGGCGCACCGCAAUCGAUGGAAGCGACAGCCUGUAGCGAAUGCAGCGAAGCCCUUCCCAACGACCAAGCAAAACUCAGCAUCCUUCUGCGACGCAUCGAGAAAUCGGCCAAGUCGACGGCGUAGCUCUUCGUGCUCGACUACAAUGCGUACAGCAACCCACAAUUGCACUCUACCAACUCGUAUCAACAACAACAAAACUCCAUUGCAUACAAC
Saprolegnia parasitica CBS 223.65 is the source of this 3521-nucleotide messenger RNA. Its product is annotated as TKL protein kinase. The record is from RefSeq and is a predicted model, not a curated record. Gene Ontology annotation, molecular function: protein kinase activity; protein binding; ATP binding. Bases 1 to 3129 code for a protein of 1042 amino acids. The transcript is spliced from 27 exons. Gene Ontology annotation, biological process: protein phosphorylation. NCBI's taxonomy places the organism in Eukaryota, Oomycota, Saprolegniomycetes, Saprolegniales, Saprolegniaceae.